GGCACAGGUGGGCGCGGGCAGCCAUGGUGGCCAGGCUGAGCCAGCUGCAGGCGGAGCUCCUGGGCGCCCUGCUGGAGUCGGGCCUGAGCAAGGAGGCGCUGAUCCAGGCGUUGGGUGAGCCGGGGCCCUGCCUGCUGGGGGCCGACGGCCACCUGGACAAGGGGGAGCCGGCCGAGCUGCCCAACGGGCUGGGGGAGCCGCGGGGCUCCGAGGAGGAGACGGACGACGAUGGUGAGGACUUUGCGCCACCCAUCCUCAAGGAGCUGGAGAACCUCAGCCCCGAGGAGGCAGCCCACCAGAAGGCCGUGGUGGAGACCCUGCUGCAGGAGGACCCAUGGCGUGUGGCCAAGAUGGUCAAAUCUUACCUGCAGCAGCACAACAUCCCCCAGCGGGAGGUGGUGGACACCACGGGCCUCAACCAAUCCCACCUGUCCCAGCACCUCAACAAAGGCACCCCCAUGAAGACGCAGAAGCGAGCCGCGCUGUACACCUGGUACGUCCGCAAGCAGCGAGAGGUGGCCCAGCAGUUCACCCAUGCAGGCCAGGGUGGGCUGGUGGAAGAACCCACGGGCGAUGAGCUUCCCACCAAGAAGGGACGGAGGAACCGUUUCAAGUGGGGCCCGGCCUCCCAGCAGAUUCUGUUCCAGGCCUAUGAGAGGCAGAAGAACCCCAGCAAGGAGGAGCGGGAGGCGCUGGUGGAGGAGUGUAACAGGGCCGAGUGCAUCCAGAGGGGCGUGUCGCCAUCGCAGGCUCAGGGGCUGGGCUCCAACCUGGUGACAGAGGUGCGGGUCUACAACUGGUUUGCCAAUCGGCGCAAGGAGGAGGCCUUCCGGCACAAGCUGGCCAUGGACACGUACAGCGGGCCCCCACCUGGACCAGGCCCGGGCUCGGCGCUGCCUGGACACAGCUCCCCGGGCCUUGCUCCACCCGCUCUCUCUCCUGGCAAGGUCCACGGUGUGCGCUAUGGACAGCCCACAACCAGCGAGGGAGCAGAUGGACCCUCCGGCAGUGGGGGCCCCCUGGUGACAGUGUCUGCCUCCCUGCACCAAGUGUCUCCCACAGGCCUGGAGCCCAGUCACAGCCUGCUGAGCACAGAAGCCAAGCUGGUCUCAGCAACCGGGGGCCCUCUGCCCCCUGUCAGCACACUGACAGCCCUGCACAGCCUGGAGCAGACGUCCCCAGGCCUCAACCAACAGCCCCAGAAUCUCAUCAUGGCCUCGCUGCCCGGGGUGAUGGCCAUUGGGCCGGGUGAGCCUGCCUCCCUGGGCCCCACCUUCACCAACACGGGCGCCUCCACACUGGUCAUUGGCCUGGCGACCACGCAGGCGCAGAGCGUUCCCGUCAUCAAUAGCAUGGGCAGCAGUCUGACCACACUGCAGCCAGUGCAGUUCUCGCAGCCGCUGCACCCCUCCUACCAGCAGCCACUCAUGUCCCCUGUGCAGAGCCAUGUCACCCAGAGUCCCUUCAUGGCCACCAUGGCCCAGCUGCAGAGCCCUCACGCCCUCUAUAGCCACAAGCCCGAGGUGGCCCAGUACACCCACACGGGGCUGCUUCCGCAGACCAUGCUCAUCGCAGACACCUCCAACCUGGGCGCGCUGGCCAGCCUCACGCCCAAGCAGGUCUUCACCUCUGAGGCGGAGGCCUCCAGCGAGUCCGGGCUUCCCACGCCGGUGUCCCAGGCCACCACCAUCCACAUCCCGAAUCAGGACCCGGGCGGCAUCCAACACCUGCAGCCACACAGGCUCAGCGCCAGCCCCAGCGUGUCCUCCAGCAGCCUGGUGCUGUACCAGAGCUCUGACUCCACCAACGGCCAUAGCCACCUACUGCCGUCCAGCCACAGUGUCAUUGAGACCUUCAUCUCCACGCAGAUGGCCUCUUCCUCCCAGUAACCCCGGUGUCUGCCUGGGGGGGGGGGGGGGGGGGAGGACACCACCUGGCUGCCAGUGGGCUGUGGCUCCCAGCCCUGGAAAGCCAUCCUGCAGUCCCCACCCUGCCCUGCCAGCUUCUGUCACUUGAAGGGACAGAGAGCCAGGAGGUGCUGUCCCCACUGCUCAGGGUUGGCCAUGUCCCCUGGGGCAGGCUCUGGACCCAGCACCCGGCAGAAACCUCUGGGACAUGUACGAGUGUAGCUGUGACUCCCAGAGAGGCUCUGGAUCAGGCUGGUCUCUGGGGUCCUCCACGACCUCAUCAGGCCACUCCAUUCUGGCCGGCACCUGCCUGCCACCUCCACAUGGAACAUUUCCUCAGCCGCUGCUCUGUGCCAGGACUUGGGGUCCACAGGCCCAAGCCUCAGGGGAACCCAGCUGACAGGCAAGUCCUGCAGGUUCAUGGCUCCCCUCAUCUGGAGACACCCACACCUCCCAGGACAUUCACUGCCCUCUGCGUCACGCCUACUUGUGCCCGCCUGCCGCCUGCCACCUUGCCUGUCCUGCAAAGUCCCUGUGUGUGUGUGUGUGAAGCUGCCCUUCAGCCUACGGGAGCCUCGUCACUGUGCCGGGGCCACAGCCAGGCCUCUGUGGCAACUCCUGCUUCUGAGGCUCUGGAGACCCUUCCCUGGUGUUGGGGAGAAGCGGCGGGGACCUGGAGAAGCCACAUGUACAGACAGGACAGGUGCCCAGGAGCUGGGGGAACGGGCCCCUGAGGGAGGGAGGCAGGGCCAGGCAAGAACUAGUCCCCCCUGCAGCUCACUGCCAGCUAAGGCUGAGCCUGUACAUUUAUUUAACUUUUAGUAAAUAUGGAAUAUUCUGGAAACUUUU
This is a messenger RNA of Erinaceus europaeus (western European hedgehog), 2756 nucleotides long. It is a transcript of the gene HNF1A, whose product is annotated as HNF1 homeobox A. The coding region runs from base 24 to 1889 and encodes 621 amino acids. Gene Ontology annotation, cellular component: nucleus. The record is from RefSeq and is a predicted model, not a curated record. Gene Ontology annotation, molecular function: RNA polymerase II cis-regulatory region sequence-specific DNA binding; DNA-binding transcription factor activity, RNA polymerase II-specific. The transcript has 10 exons. Gene Ontology annotation, biological process: regulation of transcription by RNA polymerase II; insulin secretion; positive regulation of DNA-templated transcription. Lineage: Eukaryota; Metazoa; Chordata; Mammalia; Eulipotyphla; Erinaceidae.